AUGGGAUUCUUCAGCAGCACCCCAGAGGAGAAGGAGGAGAAGCUCUUGCACAAAGAACAGAAGAACGACGAAAAGGCCGUCAAACAAGCUCUCAAAGACCUGGAGAGAGCGCACAAAGCCCACCGCAAGGCGGAGAAGGCGGAACACGAUGCCAACGAGGACCAUCAGAAGGCCAUUCGCCGGGAGGAGAAGCUCGCCGCCGAACUCAUCAAGUUGCAGAACGAGCAUGAGAGCUCUGUCAAGGCCAAAGAUACGUUGGCCAAGGAAGUCAUUGCCAAGCAGGACGAACUUGUCCGCCUAGGAGGAGAAGUUACGCGUGCCCAGACCAUACUGGAGGAGACACAGGGCAGAGCGCGCGAGAAUACCGAGCGGCGGGAGAAAAAGCUUGCCCAGCUUGCCGGGGCUGGUGCGGUGGCAGGCGCCGGUGUGGCGACGGCUGCGGCUGCGGCGGGCUCGAAACCCGCCUCGCCAGCCGGCACCUCGCCUUCUCCCUUGUCGGCCUCUAGCGAGGACAAGGCAGCGCUUGCUGCCCCCGCUGUCGCCGCCGGUACUGCUGGUGCAGUUGCACCAAACCUCCCCUCGCGCCCGAUCGACACCAACGUACCAAACGCGGCCGCGAUGCCCUCGGCGGCGUCACAGAGCCCGAGCGGACAGUUUGCCGCACCACCUCGACACCCAGUUGCUGACGCGGCAGCACCGCACAUGACCUCGCCCACGUCGCCACAGGCGCCACCCCAGCUCCCACCCAGACAAGGCACGACUGACACGUUCGCGACGGCGCAGACUGGGGCGAGUGCGACUAGCGUCACUGCGCCCCAACUCCCCAAUUCCGUGGUCCCGCAGCAGGUGGAGCAGGUGCCGCAGGUGCCGCAGGUGCCGCAGAUGGAGGCGCUAAGCCUCUCCGAUGCGCCAGCACAGGCGCAUCCCAUCAGCCUCAACCCGAACGUGCCCGGUCAGUGGCCGUAG
This is a messenger RNA of Cutaneotrichosporon cavernicola, 966 nucleotides long. RefSeq lists its product as uncharacterized. Lineage: Eukaryota; Fungi; Basidiomycota; Tremellomycetes; Trichosporonales; Trichosporonaceae. The record is from RefSeq and is a predicted model, not a curated record. The transcript has 2 exons. The coding region runs from base 1 to 966 and encodes 321 amino acids.